Parnassius apollo (apollo) is the source of this 1128-nucleotide messenger RNA. NCBI's taxonomy places the organism in Eukaryota, Metazoa, Arthropoda, Insecta, Lepidoptera, Papilionidae. The record is from the annotation of a GenBank genome assembly.
AUGCCGACGCUCAUGCUCCGAAGGGCAACUUUUGCGAUGCGUGCCGAUGACGUCAUACGGAAUGUCGAUCACUGGACGCACGGCGUGCGCGCUCGCUCGCCAUUUGCAUUUGAUGAUCGUCGCAUCCACAUACGUUGUUGCAUCAUGGACGCCGCACAACUAAUUGCAGUCGUGCAAGAGUAUGAAGAGUUAUAUAAUUUAAGACACCUUUUUUAUUCUAACCAACAAAGGAGGGACAAUAUCUGGGAAGAAGUUGGACGAAGAUUAAAUAAAAGCGGUAAUGCAUGCAAGGAGCGAUGGACCAGAAUUAGAGAUAAGUAUAGGAAGGCUUUGAAUUUGCGCAAGACAAAAAGCGGCCAAGCAGCAUCAAAGAUAAAAGCUCCUAAAUUCUCACAAAAACUUUCUUUUCUAACACCGUAUCUAAACGAUGAGGAAGAACGGCGUUCAAACCUAUCACCUAGAAGUGCCAACAAUAACGAAGAAACACAACUUGAGUCACUGAAUGAAUUAGGUUAUCCAGAUAACAAUGUAUCAAGCGAUGUACAAAGUGAACAAUCCAUGCAAUCCUUGGGAUCAUCACGAAUUAUCCGUAAGAAAUCGAUCUUCGCAACUUCACAAGCUUCACAAGACCCAACUGCAGCCAGCGUUCUACAAGAUUACUUAAGCACGGCCGAAACCAGAAACCAGAGCGAUCCUCUUCUCGAUUUUUUCAUAAAUAUGGCAAAAACAUUAAAGACUUUUCCUUUACAAGACCAAGUUAACAUUAGAGCUCAAUUAUUUAAAAUGGUUAACAACGUAGAGAUGAGGCUUGCGACUACUCCAAUAGAUCGUGUUUCUGACCCUUCGACAUCUGGUUCUAACGUGAGAAUAGUUUCAAAUGUAAUGCUUAGUCCGGCACCGACUGGUUGGAAUUCAAUGUUUCCUCAAUCGGCUUCUUCAAAUACAACGAUGUUUGCUGCACCUGCUAUGAACGAAACUCUACACAUUCUGCCUCUGGAACCUUCGACAGUGUAUUCUCGGUCGUCUACACCCAACGAAAGGCCAAUGAUGUCUCCACCUGACACUAGCCAAUCCAUUUUAGAAGAUAAAAAUAAUGUGAAACUCGGCCAAUAUUUACGUCUUAAAUAA